AUGGCCGCAUCCGUCCCCGUCGCCAGCUCCCUUGCUGACAUCUAUCCGCCAACCGCCUUGGCCACGGAAGCACCGAGAUGGAGCAGUUUGCUGUCCUCAUUCGAGGAAGCCUACGGUCACAAAGCUGCUUUUGUUGCCCGUUCCCCUGGGAGAGUCAACAUUCUCGGCGAGCAUAUCGACUACUCGCUAUACUCAGUCUUGCCCAUGGCCAUCACGGCGGAUUCCAUCAUGGCCGUAUCAUCAACUCCCACUGCAAAAGGUGCCUCUACAUUUAAAGUAAGGCUUGCGAAUAUGGACAAAUCGAAGUUCGCCGCAAGCGAGUUUGAUGUGCCCGCCGAUGGCGACGUCGAGAUUGACGCCUCAAAGUUUGAGUGGACCAAUUACUUCAAGAGUGGACUGCGCGGUGCUCUGGCACUGCUUCGAAGAAAGCACGGAAAAGAGUUCAAGGGAGUCAACAUGGAAAUCAUGGUCCAUGGUACAGUCCCUGUUGGCGGGGGGUUGAGUUCUAGUGCCGCGAUUGUCACUACCAGUGCGCUCGCCGUCAUGAAAGCUAAUGGCGUAGAUGCAGUGGACAAGACGGAACUGACCGAGCUGGCUAUUGUAAGCGAGCGAGCUGUCGGUGUCAACUCUGGCGGCAUGGAUCAGGCAGCAUCCGUGUUUUCAGAGCCAGGUUCCGCUCUGUUCGUGUCAUUCAGCCCGCGACUCGAGGCUCGCCCCAUCAAAAUGCCCCCAACCCGCCCAGAGCUAUGCUUUCUUAUCGCCCAGAGCUUUGUCACCGCAAACAAGCAUGUCACCGCCCCUAUCCAUUACAAUCUUCGUGUCGUUGAAGUGAGUUUUGCUGCGGCAUACCUGAAUGCUGUUCUCAACCCAGCUGGAACGCGCCUACCCGUUGAUGCUGGACCAUUAGGUAUCAGUCUUCAGGGCUUUCAUGACACGUAUUUUUACCACGCCAACACAUCGGACUACUCUGCUGCGAAGAGCCUGACAAAAGAAGAAGAAUUGGAAAAGCUUAUCGCAGUCACAAGUGAGACUUUUACCCAGGAAGAGGGAUACACCCGAGAGGAUAUCGCCAAGGUUCUCAAUGUGACUUUGCAAGAACUUGAAAACCGAUUCACGGCGAAAAUUCCUGUCAGGGCAGAGAGGUUCAUGCUGCGACAGCGAGCUCUUCACGUCUUUACUGAAGCACUGCGUGUACUGAAAUUCGUCACCCUCCUAGAGCGGCCCGUCCAUACCGGGGCUUCGGAUACAUCGCCCUUCAACAAAAUGUUGGGAAGUAUCAUGAACGCGACUCAGGACUCUUGUCGUGAUCUCUAUGACAACAGCUGUCCGGAGAAUGAGGAAAUCUGCCGGAUUGCCCUGGCAGCUGGGUCCUACGGAAGUCGUCAAACUGGAGCUGGUUGGGGCGGGUGCUGCGUUCAUCUGGUUUCAGUGGAUAAGGUGAAAGAUGUGAAAGCAGCAUUGGAACGCGAAUACUACUCCAAAUUAAAGCUGUCAGAGGAGCAGAAGACCCAGGCAAUGGUCGUAAGUAGGCCAGCGGGAGGCAGUGCCUUGUACAUGGUUGGUGAUGCCUUGAGGAGCUGA
Molecule: messenger RNA, 1581 nt
Organism: Metarhizium album ARSEF 1941
Lineage: Eukaryota; Fungi; Ascomycota; Sordariomycetes; Hypocreales; Clavicipitaceae
Product: galactokinase
Exons: 2
Coding region: 1-1581 (526 amino acids)
Biological process (GO): galactose metabolic process; carbohydrate phosphorylation
Cellular component (GO): cytosol; cytoplasm
Molecular function (GO): galactokinase activity; ATP binding
Source: RefSeq, a predicted model, not a curated record